AUGGGUUCAGACAGUGCCGUAUCUCCCAGGCUAGUGACAGUAGCCGCUUGCCAAUUGGGUCCCAUUCAUCUUGCAGACUCCCGCGAAGAUGUAUUGAAGCGCAUGAUCACACUUCUGGACCAAGCCGCAAAACAAGGCGUCAAAUUAGCCAUCUUCCCUGAGCUUGCCUUUACAACCUUCUUUCCCCGAUAUCUAUUAGAAGGAAAGGACCUGGAUCAAUACUUCGACAUUGAGGAUCCCAGCAAAGGCGGCAUUGAACAAUCGCCCAAAAUUAAGCCCCUAUUUGACCAUGCACGAAAUCUUGGGAUCGACGUUUAUGUCGGAUAUGCUGAGCGAAGUAUCCAAAGUGACGGCUCUCACAUCGACUACAACUCCAGCGUCUACUACUCAGCGAAAACGAAUAAGAUUGUGGGGAAAUAUCGCAAAGUCCAUCUUCCCGGCUCCAUGGAGCCAAAGACCGAACCAGGUGCCUUCCAACAACUAGAAAAACGCUACUUCAGACCCGGGGAUCUUGGAUUUCCUGCAUUCAGAGCUCCAGGUCUCGUCGAUGGUGCACUGAAAAAGACUGCUGACGUGGGUAACUCCACUGCUACCGGCAAAGGCGAUCCUAUCAUCGGAAUGCUGAUCUGCAACGAUCGACGAUGGCCCGAAGCAUGGCGCGUGUACGGUCUACAAGGGAUGGAAAUCAUGUGUUGCGGUUACAAUACCACUGCUUUCCAGACUACUAGUAGCGGUCAUGCGGUCGAUAUGAGCCCCGAUGCAGCUGAGGAGCUAGUGAUGCUCCAUCACAAGCUUUCCUGUCAAGGAAACAGCUAUAUGAAUGCUUGUUUCAGUAUCAACGUUGCUAAGACUGGUGCGGAAGAUGGAAAUCCGUUGGUUGGAGGGACUAUUAUUGUUCAUCCACUUGGACACAUUAUUAAAGAGGCAGUAACGAAGGAGGAUGAAUUGGUGGUGGCUACUAUCGAUCUGUCGGAUUGUGAUCGUCCGAAAAGUACGGUUUUUGCUUUUGAGAAGCAUCGGAGGACGGAGCAUUAUAACACUAUUGUUGAACGUGCCGGAGUUGUUGAGCCGGAGCUUUUGUCCAGUGAUUAG
Molecule: messenger RNA, 1092 nt
Organism: Penicillium longicatenatum
Lineage: Eukaryota; Fungi; Ascomycota; Eurotiomycetes; Eurotiales; Aspergillaceae
Exons: 1
Coding region: 1-1092 (363 amino acids)
Molecular function (GO): hydrolase activity, acting on carbon-nitrogen (but not peptide) bonds, in linear amides
Source: RefSeq, a predicted model, not a curated record